CUUCCAUGGCAAUUAUAAAGGGAGCUGGAUUGGUUAUGAAGGCAAUAAUAGAGGAAGGUGACAAAGAAAUUGCUACAAAAAUGCAGGAGCUUGCCCUAAGUGAAGGUGCCUUACCUCGACACUUGCAUACUGCGAUGUUUACAAUAAGCUCAGAUCAAAGGAUGCUUACAAAUAGACAGCUAAGUAGACAUUUAGUGGGACUCUGGACAGCUGAUAACGCAACUGCGACAAACUUGUUGAAACGCAUUUUGCCGCCAGGCUUGCUGGCAUACUUGGACAGUUCAGAUCCAGUUCCUGAGAAGGAUGCUGAUCGGAUGCAUGUUAGAGAUAAUGUGAAAAUAGCAAUGGAUCAGUAUGGAAAAUUUAAUAAAGUUCCAGAGUGGCAAAGACUAGCUGGAAAAGCUGCUAAGGAAGUUGAAAAAUUUGCCAAAGAAAAAGUAGAUCUUGUGUUGAUGCACUGGAGGGAUAGAAUGGGCAUUGCACAAAAAGAGGACAGAAACAAUAUGAAUAUAAAUCAAAAGCCAGUAGUUCUUCGAAAGAGAAGACAAAGAAUAAAAAUAGAAGCAAAUUGGGAUCUCUUCUAUUAUAGGUUUGGUCAGGAUCAUGCCAAGUCAAACCUAAUUUGGAAUUUCAAAACACGUGAAGAACUGAGAGAUAGUCUUGAAUCUGAAAUGAGAGCAUUUAAUAUUGAUAGAGAGCUUGGUAGUGCUAAUGUGAUCUCCUGGAACCACCAUGAAUUUGAGGUUAAAUACGAGUGCCUGGCAGAGGAAAUCAAAAUAGGAGACUAUUACCUGAGAUUACUGUUGGAGGAAGAUGAGAAUGAAGAAAGUGGAUCAAUUAAGAGAUCGUAUGAAUUUUUCAACGAGCUCUAUCAUCGUUUCCUGCUCACCCCAAAAGUAAACAUGAAGUGUUUAUGUUUACAAGCCCUUGCUAUUGUUUAUGGCAGAUGUCAUGAAGAAAUAGGACCUUUUACAGAUACAAGAUAUAUCAUUGGAAUGUUAGAGAGGUGCACAGAUAAACUUGAACGAGACCGGUUGAUCCUCUUCCUUAACAAGUUGAUCCUUAAUAAGAGAAAUGUUAAGGAUCUCAUGGAUUCAAAUGGAAUUAGAAUUCUUGUGGACUUGCUUACCCUUGCACAUCUCCACGUGAGCCGAGCUACAGUACCACUACAAAGCAAUGUAAUCGAAGCCUCUCCAGAUAUGAAGCGAGAGAGUGAAAAGGAAUGGUACUUUGGCAAUGCAGACAAAGAAAGGAGUGGCCCAUAUGGAUUUCAUGAGAUGCAAGAAUUGUGGACCAAAGGAAUGUUGAAUGCAAAAACCAGAUGCUGGGCUCAAGGCAUGGAUGGAUGGCGACCACUUCAGGCAAUACCUCAGCUUAAGUGGUGUCUGUUAGCCAGUGGACAGGCUGUUCUAAAUGAAACUGACCUUGCUACCCUUAUAUUGAACAUGUUGAUCACAAUGUGUGGAUAUUUCCCAAGCAGGGAUCAAGAUAAUGCCAUCAUUCGGCCUUUACCGAGAGUGAAAAGACUGCUGUCAGAUAGCGCUUGUCUUCCCCAUAUUAUUCAGCUACUGCUGACCUUUGACCCUAUCCUUGUUGAGAAGGUUGCGAUUUUGUUAUGCCAUAUCAUGCAAGAUAACCCACAGUUACCUCGUCUUUAUCUUAGUGGAGUAUUUUUCUUUAUCAUGAUGUAUACAGGUUCCAAUGUGCUUCCUGUUGCUCGAUUUUUGAAGUACACGCAUACCAAACAGGCUUUCAAGUCAGAGGAGACAAAAGGACAAGAUAUUUUUCAGAGAAGUAUACUUGGGCACAUCCUUCCAGAAGCAAUGGUUUGUUACUUAGAAAAUUAUGAGCCUGAAAAGUUUUCUGAGAUUUUUCUAGGAGAAUUUGAUACUCCAGAAGCAAUCUGGAGCAGUGAAAUGAGGCGCCUCAUGAUAGAGAAGAUUGCUGCCCAUCUUGCUGAUUUCACACCACGUCUUCAGAGUAACACAAGAGCACUUUAUCAGUAUUGUCCCAUCCCAGUAAUCAACUAUCCACAACUAGAAAAUGAACUAUUUUGUAAUAUUUAUUACCUCAAACAACUUUGUGAUACACUCCGGUUUCCUGAUUGGCCCAUUAAAGAUCCGGUUAAGCUUCUAAAAGAUACACUUGAUGCCUGGAAGAAGGAAGUAGAAAAGAAGCCACCUACAAUGUCAAUAGAUGAUGCUUAUGAAGUGCUUAAUCUCCCUCAAGGACAGGGGCCGCAUGAUGAGAGCAAGAUCAGAAAAGCUUACUUCAGACUUGCACAAAAGUACCACCCUGAUAAGAAUCCAGAAGGGAGGGAUAUGUUUGAAAAAGUAAAUAAAGCGUAUGAAUUUUUAUGUACCAAAUCAGCAAAAAUAGUUGAUGGACCAGAUCCAGAGAAUAUAAUUUUAAUUCUGAAAACGCAGAGCAUCCUCUUCAACCGUCAUAAAGAAGAUUUACAGCCUUAUAAAUAUGCAGGCUACCCCAUGCUGAUUAGGACUAUAACAAUGGAAACUUCAGAUGACCUCCUUUUCUCAAAAGAAUCACCAUUGUUGCCUGCUGCUACAGAGCUGGCUUUCCAUACUGUCAACUGCUCGGCCCUCAAUGCUGAAGAGCUCAGAAGGGAGAAUGGAAUUGAGGUGUUACAGGAGGCCUUUAGUCGCUGUGUGUCAGUCUUGAAUCGUUCUAGUAAACCAGGUGAUAUGUCAGUACAGGUAUGUGGACACAUAAGCAAAUGCUAUAGUGUGGCCGCUCAGUUUGAAGAAUGCCGAGAGAAGAUCACAGAAAUGCCUGGCAUCAUCAAGGAUCUCUGUCGGGUGCUAUAUUUUGGCAAGAGUAUCCCACGGGUUGCUGCUCUUGGAGUAGAAUGUGUCAGUUCUUUUGCUGUGGAUUUCUGGCUACAGACACACCUAUUUCAGGCUGGGAUUUUGUGGCAUCUGCUUGGUUAUCUGUUUAAUUAUGACUACACACUAGAAGAGAGUGGCAUUCAGAAAAGCGAGGAAACAAAUCAGCAGGAAGUAGCCAACAGCCUUGCUAAACUGAGUGUCCGUGCUCUAAGUCGCCUUGGAGGAUAUCUGCCUGAAGAACAGGCAACCCCAGAAAAUCCAACCAUAAGAAAAAGUUUGGCCGGCAUGCUGACACCCUAUGUUGCCAGAAAACUUGCUGUGGUUAGUGCUACAGAGAUUCUGAAGAUGCUCAACAGCAACACUGAGAGCCCUUAUUUGAUAUGGAACAAUUCUACAAGAGCAGAACUACUUGAGUUUCUUGAAUCCCAACAAGAAAACAUGAUUAAAAAAGGUGAUUGUGACAAAACUUACGGAUCAGAAUUUGUCUAUAGCGAUCAUGCCAAAGAACUUAUUGUAGGGGAAAUUUUUGUUAGGGUCUAUAAUGAAGUCCCUACUUUCCAAUUGGAGGUUCCAAAAGCAUUUGCUGCAAGUCUUUUGGAUUAUAUAGGCUCCCAAGCCCAGUACCUCCACACAUUCAUGGCUAUCACACAUGCUGCAAAAGUGGAGUCAGAGCAACAUGGAGACCGCUUGCCAAGAGUGGAAAUGGCUUUGGAGGCUCUGAGAAAUGUCAUAAAAUACAAUCCAGGCUCUGAAAGCGAAUGCAUUGGGCACUUUAAGUUAAUAUUUUCUCUUCUCCGAGUCCAUGGAGCGGGUCAAGUGCAGCAAUUGGCUUUAGAGGUUGUGAAUAUAGUGACAUCUAACCAGGAUUGUGUCAACAAUAUUGCUGAAUCAAUGGUUUUGUCCAAUUUAUUGGCUCUUCUACAUUCAUUACCAUCAAGUCGCCAGCUUGUUUUAGAAACUCUUUAUGCUUUGACAUCAAGCACAAAAAUAAUCAAAGAAGCAAUGGCAAAAGGAGCUUUGAUUUACUUACUAGAUAUGUUCUGCAAUUCAACACAUCCACAGGUUCGAGCCCAAACAGCGGAACUUUUUGCUAAAAUGACCGCAGACAAACUAAUAGGUCCAAAGGUCCGCAUUACAUUAAUGAAAUUUCUGCCAAGCGUUUUUAUGGAUGCCAUGAGAGACAACCCUGAAGCUGCUGUACAUAUUUUUGAAGGAACUCAUGAAAAUCCCGAGUUGAUUUGGAAUGAUAGCUCCAGAGAUAAAGUGUCUGCAACAGUUAGAGAAAUGAUGCUAGAGCACUUUAAAAAUCAGCAAGACAACCCUGAUGUAAAUUGGAAGUUGCCUGACGAUUUUGCUGUGGUGUUUGGAGAAGCAGAGGGUGAACUUGCUGUUGGAGGAGUUUUCUUGAGAAUCUUUAUUGCACAACCAGCAUGGGUUCUAAGGAAGCCCAGAGAAUUUCUUAUUGCACUAUUAGAAAAAUUAACUGAGUUCCUGGAGAAGAACAAUCCACACGGAGAAACUCUGGAAACUUUGACAAUGGCCACAGUAUGUCUCUUUAAUGCACAGCCUCAGCUGGCUGACCAGGUCCCACCAUUGGGCCACCUCCCCAAAGUGAUCCAAGCAAUGAAUCAUAGGAACAAUGCCAUUCCUAAGAGUGCCAUCCGCGUUAUCCAUGCCCUGUCUGAAAAUGAGCUAUGUGUUCGAGCCAUGGCAUCUUUAGAUACCAUUGGCCCGCUGAUGAAUGGAAUGAAAAAGCGACCAGAUACUGUUGGUCUAGCCUGUGAAGCAAUUAAUCGAAUGUUUCAGAAGGAGCAGAGUGAAUUAGUGGCACAAGCCCUGAAAGUAGAUUUGGUCCCAUACCUCUUAAAAUUACUCGAAGGCAUUGGCCUUGAAAAUCUCGACAGCCCAGCAGCCACUAAGGCUCAGAUUGUUAAAGCUCUCAAGGCCAUGACUCGAAGCCUGCAGCAUGGAGAACAGGUGAAUGAAAUCUUGUCUCGUUCUUCAGUCUGGAGUGCCUUCAAAGAUCAGAAACAUGAUUUGUUUAUUUCUGAGUCACAAACAGCAGGAUACCUCACAGGACCUGGAGUUGCUGGCUACCUUACUGCAGGGACAUCCUCGUCAGUCAUGUCUAACCUGCCGCCUCCCGUAGACCACGAGGCAGGCGACCUUGGCUAUCAGACUUGACAGAUUUGUGAGAGACAAUAAAUGCUGAAAGGCCAGUGCCCGGUCCACAUUCCUCCAGCUGAUACGUUGAAGCAAACUCUUACUGCCUUUCUCCUGGUUUCAUGACAGUAUUAUUCCUUUUUCUAUACAAAUAUUUUUAUUUAGGAAAAAAAGUCAGUGAUUCUAAUUGUAUCACAUUGUAAGAAAGCACUCUGUGGAUCAACCUAAGUGGGUACACAAGAAUUUUUUUUUCUUGAUGUAUGUAAGCACAUUCUGUUUCUUUAUAUCUGUUUACAAGACUGUGAAUCAAGACAAAACUUUCUUCCUAGUUUUUAUAAUGUUUUUUUGAAUUAGUGUGACUCUGGGGUUGAACUGCAAUCUACAGAAAUUGGACUAAAAGUCACUUAUCCCCGGAAAAGGGUCUUUUCCUCUCCUGCAUCGAGUCCACAUGGCUGUCCUCCUCCACCGUCAAACACUAUUAGGUUUUGUCCUUGCGCCUGUUCCCUGGUAUCCUCUCCUCAAUCAUUAACCUUCUGAGAGCUCACAGUACACGUCGGUAUGUAUAACUGGCUUUACCAAACUGGAUGAAAAAGGAGCUUGUGCAAAAAAAUUUAAAAAUUUAAAAACGGAUGUCAAGAUGUUAUGUAAGAGAUUAGUGUAAUUGUGAAAUGUUCUAUACGUUAUCAGAUAUAUAAAGCUUUCUAUAUUGAAUGUACAUUAUACAGAUCAUUCAUAUGUGUACAUAAAAUUUUAAAAAUAAAGGGAAUUGACUGCUUUGUUAAUGAGA
Molecule: messenger RNA, 5796 nt
Organism: Leptonychotes weddellii (Weddell seal)
Lineage: Eukaryota; Metazoa; Chordata; Mammalia; Carnivora; Phocidae
Source: RefSeq, a predicted model, not a curated record